Lagenorhynchus albirostris (white-beaked dolphin) is the source of this 3422-nucleotide messenger RNA. RefSeq names its product importin 9 (gene IPO9). Bases 24 to 3149 code for a protein of 1041 amino acids. NCBI's taxonomy places the organism in Eukaryota, Metazoa, Chordata, Mammalia, Artiodactyla, Delphinidae. Gene Ontology annotation, molecular function: small GTPase binding. Gene Ontology annotation, biological process: protein import into nucleus. Gene Ontology annotation, cellular component: nuclear envelope; cytosol. The record is from RefSeq and is a predicted model, not a curated record. The transcript has 24 exons.
GCUGGCGCGCGGCGCGGAGCAAGAUGGCGGCGGCGGCGGCAGCUGGUGCGGCCUCCGGGCUGCCGGGGCCGGUGGCCCAGGGGCUGAAGGAGGCGUUGGUGGACACGCUCACUGGGAUCCUGUCCCCGGUGCAGGAGGUGCGGGCGGCCGCCGAGGAGCAGAUUAAGGUGCUGGAGGUGACGGAGGAAUUUGGUGUUCACCUGGCAGAGCUGACCGUAGAUCCUCAGGGGGCAUUGGCGAUCCGUCAGCUGGCAUCAGUCAUCUUGAAGCAGUACGUGGAGACUCACUGGUGUGCCCAGUCGGAGAGGUUCAGGCCUCCUGAGACCACAGAAAGGGCAAAAAUUGUCAUCCGGGAGCUAUUGCCCAAUGGCUUAAGAGAGUCGAUAAGCAAGGUGCGCUCCAGCGUGGCCUAUGCGGUGUCAGCCAUCGCUCACUGGGACUGGCCCGAAGCCUGGCCCCAGCUCUUCAACCUGCUCAUGGGGAUGCUGGUGAGCGGAGACUUAAACGCAGUCCACGGCGCCAUGCGAGUGCUUACAGAAUUCACUCGAGAAGUCACAGACACCCAGAUGCCGCUGGUUGCUCCUGUCAUUCUCCCAGAGAUGUACAAGAUCUUCACCAUGGCCGAGGUGUAUGGUAUUCGAACCCGUUCCCGAGCCGUGGAGAUUUUUACCACUUGUGCCCAUAUGAUCUGUAACAUGGAGGAGCUGGAGAAGGGCGCGGCCAAAGUCCUGAUCUUCCCUGUGGUGCAGCAGUUCACAGAGGCCUUCGUCCAGGCCCUCCAGAUACCAGACGGCCCCACGUCUGACAGCGGGUUUAAGAUGGAAGUCCUGAAGGCAGUGACAGCCCUGGUGAAAAACUUCCCAAAGCACAUGGUGUCCUCCAUGCAGCAGAUUCUGCCUAUUGUUUGGAACACCCUAACUGAGAGCGCAGCUUUUUAUGUGAGGACAGAAGUAAACUACACAGAGGAAGUGGAAGAUCCUGUGGAUUCUGAUGGUGAAGUCCUGGGCUUUGAAAAUCUCGUCUUUAGCAUUUUUGAAUUUGUCCAUGCUCUCCUAGAAAAUAGCAAAUUCAAAAGCACCGUCAAGAAGGCCUUGCCUGAGUUGAUUUACUAUCUCAUCCUAUACAUGCAGAUCACCGAGGAGCAGAUCAAAGUGUGGACAGCCAACCCCCAGCAGUUUGUGGAAGAUGAAGAUGAUGACACCUUCUCCUACACUGUCAGGAUCGCAGCCCAGGACUUGUUGCUGGCUGUGGCCACUGAUUUCCAGAAUGAGAGCGCAGCAGCCCUGGCCGCCGCAGCGACUCGGCAUUUACAGGAAGCUGAGCACACCAAGAAUGGCGGCACCGGACAUUGGUGGAAGAUCCAUGAGGCGUGCAUGUUGGCCCUCGGCUCGGUGAAGUCCAUCGUCACCGACAGCGUGAAGAGUGGCAGGAUCCCCUUCGACAUGCAUGGCUUCCUGACCAACGUCGUCCUCGCAGACCUCAACCUCUCAGUGUCUCCUUUCCUCUUGGGCCGGGCCCUUUGGGCUGCCAGUCGGUUCACUGUUGCUAUGUCCCCUGAAUUGAUCCAGCAGUUUCUUCAGGCAACAGUUAGUGGUCUUCAUGAGACACAACCCCCAUCAGUUCGAAUUUCUGCAGUGAGAGCCAUCUGGGGUUAUUGUGACCAGCUGAAAGUCUCAGAGAGCACCCACGUGCUUCAGCCCUUCCUCCCCAGCAUCCUGGAUGGCUUAAUUCACCUGGCGGCUCAGUUCAGCUCAGAGGUCCUCAACCUGGUGAUGGAGACCCUGUGCAUCGUUUGUACGGUAGACCCAGAGUUCACAGCGAGCAUGGAGAGCAAAAUCUGCCCCUUCACCAUCGCCAUCUUCCUGAAGUACAGUAACGAUCCUGUGGUCGCCUCGCUGGCUCAGGACAUCUUCAAGGAGCUGUCCCAGAUUGAAGCCUGCCAGGGCCCCAUGCAGAUGAGGCUGAUUCCCACCCUGGUCAGCAUCAUGCAGGCACCAGCAGACAAGAUCCCUGCGGGGCUCUGUGCGACGGCCAUUGACAUCCUGACCACGGUCGUGCGGAACACGAAGCCCCCCCUCUCCCAGCUGCUUAUCUGCCAGGCUUUCCCUGCUGUGGCCCAGUGCACCCUCCACACGGAUGACAACGCCACCAUGCAGAAUGGUGGUGAGUGCCUGCGGGCCUACGUGUCGGUGACGCUGGAGCAGGUGGCCCAGUGGCAUGACGAGCAGGGCCACAAUGGGCUGUGGUACGUGAUGCAGGUGGUGAGCCAGCUCCUGGACCCCCGCACCUCCGAGUUCACUGCCGCCUUCGUGGGCCGCCUCGUGUCCACCCUCAUCUCCAAGGCGGGGCGGGAGCUGGGGGAGAACCUGGACCAGAUUCUCCGUGCCAUUCUCAGCAAGAUGCAGCAGGCGGAGACGCUCAGCGUCAUGCAGUCCCUGAUCAUGGUGUUCGCCCACCUGGUGCACACCCAGCUGGAGCCCCUCCUGGAGUUCCUGUGCAGCCUCCCGGGGCCCACCGGCAAGCCUGCCCUGGAGUUCGUGAUGGCCGAGUGGACCAGCCGCCAGCACCUCUUCUACGGGCAGUACGAGGGCAAAGUCAGCUCUGUGGCGCUGUGUAAGCUGCUUCAGCACGGCAUCAACGCGGAUGACAAGCGGCUGCAGGACAUCCGCGUGAAGGGGGAGGAGAUCCACAGCCUGGACGAGGGCACCCGCACGCGCUCCAAGGCGGCCAAGAACCCUGAGCGCUGGACCAGCGUCCCCCUGCUGGUCAAGAUCCUGAAGCUGAUCAUCAGUGAGCUGUCCAGCGUCACGGAGGCCAACGCCGCGCGCCAGGCUGCCCCCGCAGAGUGGAGCCAAGAUGACUCCAGCGACAUGUGGGACGACCAGGAGGAGGACGACGACGACGAGGAGGACGGCCUGGCGGGCCAGCUCUUGUCCGAUAUUCUUGCCACGAGUAAAUACGAGGAGGAUUACUACGAGGAUGAUGAGGAAGACGACCCUGAUGCCCUGAAGGACCCUCUCUAUCAGGUCGAUCUGCAGGCGUACCUCACGGACUUCCUCUGCCAGUUUGCUCAGCAGCCCUGCUACGUGGUGUUCUCAGGCCACCUCAACGACCACGAGAGGCGGGUUCUGCAGACCAUUGGCAUCUGAAACGGUCCUCCUCCCACCCCGACGCACACCGUUUUGCGGCCCUCACUGGCCUUGAGAUGCACUUUCUUCUCAGCCGGGAGCGGCCUCUGCAGAGUGACACUGACAGUACAGACCAGGCUCACCAGUGCCAUCACCUAGGAAUGCUGGAACAAAGGAUGUUUCCCAAAGUACCCUGAAGAAGCCCGUCUCUGGAACCUUUUUGUCCCCAGCUGUGCCCACCUUUGCUCCUAGAGCCCUCUGCUGGCCGGGCCAGAAACAGUGCCCAGAAGGGUU